UUUUUUGCUGCUCUCUUUAACUUGUUUUAUUUUUAUUGUGACGGGUUUUUUCCUUCGUUAACGUUUACCAAGGGGAAAUGUAUUAGAAUGUGUACAAAGCGUUGUGAUCUAAAUGUGUUUUGAAAUAAGAAUUAACAACCAUUGUAUUCUACGAUGAAACCCUCAACAGUUAUUAGCAAUUUGACCUUAAAAAGUUUUUUUUAAAGAAAUGGUUUGAUAAAGUGUAAUACUAAAUCAAUUCCGUUUCCUUUUAGAAAAAUUUAGUAAAGUGUUUACACCAGUGCGAAUAUUAAGUGUGCAGCUGAACACUUCUUUCUGGGGGAGCAAAACAAAAAAAAACGAAAAGAAUUCCAACUGUAAAGUGUACAGCGUACUUGUGCGUGUCUUCGGUUCGGGAACGGGUGUGUAAAGUGUAUUGAAUUCUCGAAUGUCAUCGGCAAGCAUGAGCUGAAUCGUUCGUAGCAAACCGUGUACUGCGAGUGCCCAGGUAUGGUGUGUGUGUGCGUGCAACGAUGUUACGUGUGUUUGUGUGAAUAAGUUGGUGUUGGUGUGAAAAAAAAAGGAUGGGUAAAAGUGGCCAUCCCGCGUUACCAUCCUGCCGCCGCACCCAGAGACAGUGGUGAGUGGAAAAUCAAAGUAAUGCCCAUAAACAGGUCGCGCCAAGCAGAUGCAAUGUGUAAUUGUGACGUGAGUGUGUGCUAGGUGCGAUAAACGUGUUUGAGGAAGGUCGGUCCAAGCGUGAUAUGUGUUGGUGGCAUUCAGUUGGAAAAAGGGGGUGAUCACUUUCUAAGGUUGUGUUUUCUUCCUUUUGUGUUUCUUCUUUUUGUUGCUGUUGUGUUGUUUGCCAUCCUGCUCCCACCCGUCGUUACAUUGUCAUCUUGCUUACUCGUUGUUAGUGAAAGGUUGUUUGUUCCGGUUCGAAGUGCCGAAGAAUGUUUGGCGGGAUGAGUGCACGUUUCCCGUGCGAUGGCCCGGUUGCAGUACCCGCACCCGAUGGCGGUAACGUGUGGUGAACGGGAUAAUCUAUUAAGUGGAUUUAUUAUGGUUUAAAUAAAGGAUUAUUAAGGAAAAGCGACUCGACGUCGACGGCGCCACUGUGUGCGUGUGUGUGAAGGGGAGAAACCAUACAGACCAAAGGUGAAAGCGAUAGAGCCGAAGGAGUGAACGAAACAAACAAUUCCCAUACUGCGAAAGGAGAUCUCGAGAAACGCAAGCGGGCAAAAACCUGGACAAGAAACUCAACAAAGAUGAUAAUGAAAGCAAUACACUACUCGCUGCUGGCAGCACUGGCCCUAAAGCUGUUGGGUGUGUGUUAUGGUUGCAAAAUUUCAGAAUAUCCGUGCAAAGGUGGAGCCAGCUGCGUGCCGCUGGAUAAAUACUGUGAUGGACGUGACGAUUGUGGGGAUGGCAGUGAUGAACCGAAGAUGUGUACAGUGUGCAACCGGACGUACUACGGUGAUAUAGGGCGAACGUACACACUCACGGUGCCGCCACCGCAGUGGAACCGGCUGCCAUUUCUCUGCCAUCUUACGUUUACCGCUUCCGGUCACGAACAGGGUGACAUCGUGCAGAUCAUCUUCGACAAAUUUACCGUCGGCCGGUUCGACGAAGGUCUCAUCGAUCCGGACAUGGAUUCGAGCGAUGCAAGCCUUACUAGCGGUGGCGAUUUGCCAGGAUGUCCCGAAGGAUUCAUGCAGCUCAGCGAACUGGGACGUCCAUUCACCGGUGGAUCCUGGUGCGGGAAGGCUUCCGGUCAUCAGCUGUACUUCAGCGAAACAUCUACGGUGACAGCAUCUGUCAAGGUCUUUCAUGCACCGAUGCAGGCAGGCACGCCGUUCGAAUUUCGCAUCCGGUACAAAUUCAUAAGUCAAUCAGAGGCUAUUGUCAGGUAUGGUGCACCAAGCGAAUUGCUAGAACUGGGACGUGUCACUCCAGGGACUUACUGUACGCGACAGUACGACGAAUGCUACCGGAAAAAGUGUCGUCUCCAGAGUCCGAACUAUCCAGGAAUGUAUCCACGCAAUGUCACCUGCUAUUGGACCAUCCGGCAGAAGGUGGUACCGACCUGCAAGCAUGCCAUGGUAGCAAUUAGCCAAGAAAAUGAACAUAAAGCUCUUGUCAAACGAUCCAUUGCCAGCUUGAACAAAACCUCACGAGCGGUACGUGCCUGGUCGGACUGUACGGGAGAGCGGGACCAUCUGAUCUUUUACGACGGCAGCAGCACCAACGAUCCGGUACUGGCAAAGUACUGCGGCGGAGAUUGGUUGCCACGUGUUGUUUCGCGUGGUCCAGAAAUGCUGAUCGCCUUCCAUUCCAGCCCGUUCUCCGCUCCACUUCAGUCCGGCCAAUCGAACCGUGGUUUCGAACUGGACGUCGACAUCCUGUUUGCCGAUUCCGACUCGUACGACUUUGCACAGGGCAGCAAGUGUGAGUUUCACAUCAAUGCCUCCAAUCCAGAUGAGGUGCUAUUGUCGCGCCGUGGCAGGAUGGGCCAUUUGCUCAGUCCGCGCCAUACGCUCGCACCCAACACGACCUGCACGUACUACUUUCACGGCAUGCCGACGGAUUUGAUUUGGAUUUCGUUCACUCACUAUCAUCUGCAAAUACUGCAGCCGAGCAGUAGCGGGAGCGAUAAUUCCACCAUCGGACGGAGCGAAUCACCCUUGCCUUGGAUUACACGAACGCGCAUUUGGGACAGUGCGGGUACAUUCGUUCCGGUGCGUACUACAUCUCCCGCAAGCAUUCUGUCCUCGCCGGGAGGUCCUUCAACUACGGCGUACGGUUCGACGGUUGGGAGUGGAGCAGGUGGCGGAGGAGGUCCUCCGGGUGGUUCAUCGUUGCUACCCGGUCUUACCACUACGACGGCUAUUUACCAGCAGCUGAUGAAUCGAACCGUAAACAGCUACUACACCGGUGUCAAUCAGAAUGGCAAGAGUCUCAAGAUUAAUGUGGACAACGUGUGGAACCCGGUGGAUCAGUACAUUUACGGGCCCACGGUGAACAGUAUCUUCAACCAACCGCCACCAACAGCUCCGAGUGAGGGCGGACGUGGUCGGGGCACCGGUUAUGGAUCAUCCGGACAGGAUAAAUACUCCAAGCACAAGAGCAAAUCCGACAUCGGUACGGGCAAUUACGUACAGUCGGUACGCCACGGUAAAGACUCAUCCGGUGGUUUCGGUUACGAUCUUACCAAAGAUCAUGGCCGGAAGGACAGACAAUCUUCGAAAACACCGUACGGUUCACGCCGAUUGAUGGCGGAAUUCUUUGACAAUGAAGCGCCGAAGUUGUGCGACCACAUGACGCUCGAAAGCAAGGGCCAUCGGAUGCGACCGUGUACCCCGUUGGAAAGCUACGUUAGCACGGGACGAGAUUUGAAAAUUGAAUUCCACACCAUGACCGGUACGUCACUGUUUCCUUCGAGCUUUGGCAUUAACUACGAGUUUGUCGACACGGAGCUGGGAGGUGACCCGUACCUGGGCGAUCAGAAAAAACCACGCGAUCCGCAGGAAGAUCUUACACAGGCAGCCGAUCCGUCACUUCCCAUACUUUGUUCGCGCCUGUUCCGCAAGCGGAAAGGAGAUUUCCAAUCGCCACGGAACGUGUUUCUGCAUGGUCGCGGUGGAGCAAAGAACAUUUCCUGUCUGUACCGGUUCGAGGCAUCCGUCGGUGAAAGGGUUCGGGUUGAGUUGUUCAACGUUUCGUUCGGUGAGUUUGCGACCUGCGUUACUGAGAGCGAUGGACAUACGGGACGUGCCCGGUGCAGUCCGUCCGAAACCGAACCGGACAGCCGGAUCGGUGAGCUUCGCAUCUACGACGUACCGUACCCGGACGCGCGCAUCCCGUUGGGUUGCUUCUGUGACAAUACGAGCAGCACCUACAACGCACCACUCACGUUCAUCUCGAACUCACGCACGCUGGAAUUGACGUUCGUCGUAACGCGGCUUAACAUUUCCGAGGACUUUGCGGACGUUUACUUCCAUGCGGCGUACGACUUUAUACGGGUGCCGGAGUGCCGUCGGCGGUUGCGGUUGCGCGGUUCGGGCGGUGAGGAUGAGAUGAACUUUCCGCUUCGUUCACACGAGGCCAGCUGUGACGGAUUGCCGUGGUAUAUCGAGGCACAGCAGCAGGAUCGAAGUUUGUUUGUACGCACCUGGGGAAGCUUCCUGCCGGUCGAACCGACGGCGGAUGAUUUUUCCAAGUGUAACACUCGGAACCGGCUGAUCGUGUACAGUGGUGUGCCGCUGAAGGUGAUGCGUGUCAUCUGUCCUUCGCCACCGUCCAGCCGGUCCGCUGCGUUGCACAUCUUCAGCGAGGAUUGGCUAAGCAAUCAGCCGUUUCUGACGUUUGAUAGACCUGUGAGUAUGGUGCUGGAACCGAUACACAAGGAACCGGGCAGUAUAGGGUUUUCGUGGCUGGAAAUUCAACGGACGAAAGCGUCACUCAUCCAGCAGCUCGAUCUACAGUCAAACUUCACCACCAACGAUACGUUGGUAGAGUUUGGCCUUUAUCCACGUGAGACGGAGUGCGAAUAUCGGUGUCCAGAGCUGGACGCUUGCAUCGGUAGUGCUCUUUGGUGUGAUGGUCGUCCCAACUGUCCGUCCGGGUACGACGAAAGUGAGCAGGAGUGUGGCAGCCGACUAAUCGAGCUGCCCGGCGGUAUAUAUGCCGCGUUCGGGUGCGUUGCUGCGGCCAUCUCCGCCUGUCUCAUCUUCUGCCUGCUGGUGAUGGUGAAGAAGCGGCGCAAGGCGAACGAAAAACUCAAACCGACGGUCGGUACUGGUGCCGCCUCCCUCAACGGUACACUGUCGAAGAAGGACUACAAGAAGGAACCACUGUUCUUCGAUCCGGACUCCUGACACGGGUUGCAACCGGUCGAGUACAUUCACGUCGACCGGGAAACGACCGUGUGACAUGCUGUCUACCUGGAUAUGGAUGAUCUGGCGUACUGCUAGAUUCGCUUACCACGAAUCACGUUCCUUCCACAACCAACCGGAACCAUUUUCCUGUCCCAUUCCUGUUUCUUCCUAUCUUUUCCUCCAUCCUUUAUAUUUUUUUUCUCUUCCUCUACAACUCUCUGUUUUCCAUCCUAUUUCCCACUUUCAAACCCAGUGAAAUGAGUGAGCGAUCAUACAACCUCCCCCGCCCCCCAUACAGCGUAAAAGCAACACGGUAAGCGACAUUGCUAGCGUGUCAAGCAACAUCUGACCGAGCAGCGCAACGAAGUCAUCCACCAUCCAGGUGGCGAUGCCAAUUCGGAAACAAAAACAAGAGAAAAACCAGGGUAAACAAAUCUCCCUCCCGCAUACACAGCAUACUCGAUCGAAUGUACUCGAUCAUCUAGGUUAAUCUAAUGGACAAAGUAUUACCCGGUGGAAAAUGGAUGAUCUUUUCUCCCCUUUUACAGCCACUUGAACACUGGGCAAUUCUGCUUCGUUUUCAAGGCGCAGAAUAGAGUGAACGGGAAAGAAAAAAAUGUGCCGUUUUGGGCCUGUUACCCGACCCCUCAAAGGGCAGAUUUAUUUGGCCAAAUUGCUAGGUCGUUGAAUGUAUUCUACCGCUACGUGACGCUACCGAUCGAUUCCGAACGUUAAGUGGUAGUAAAGCAAAAACAAAAGGUGGAAGAUGAAAAAAUCGUAGCACAAAACACUGUUUCCUAGUAAAAAAAAAACAAAAAACCAAAAAAGUAUAUUUAAACUAUCUAGUUGAAGAAAUGUAGCAGCACGUAAAACAAAACACACUAGAAGCACAAACAAACAAACUAAACCAUACAUAAAAAAGAAAGAAUGAAUCAGAAAUGUGAAGCAUAAUGGGAAGAGAUGAUACGGAAAUUCACCAGCACACGAACCCAACGGGUGAAAACCAAAACAAAAACACAUGCGCCUCGGGUAAGUUCUCUAAGUGUAGCAUACUUUCUAGUUCAUGUUUCAGAUUCUGAUAUCGCUCUUAUCGCUCGUACGGUGGUACCGAUACACCAGGAUCGGGCCGGGAGGACAUACGCACUGUCUUCGAAUUUUAAAUGAUAGAUACAAGCAUAGCUAACCCAUUGCAUAGUGAGAAUGGGAGAUAGCUUACAUAAGUGGAAUACUCCCGAUGCUGGGAGUGAGGAAGUCGCAUGUUGAUACCACUAAGUGGGAAAAAAGUUUGAAACACACAAGCGAGAAGCGGAACGUUACUUUGUUACACCGACUUUGUUCGUAUAUUAGUGAACAGGUUUUCAUAUAGUGUAUAUGUGUGUGAGUGAUUUUGUUUUUAGCACAAUAUAAUUAAACAUUUUUGUAUUUGGUUCUUUUGUCGCAAAACAUUUGAAAUGAAUCACAUCGAUACAGAACCAAUGGUAGAUGAAUUAUUUCUUUAUAGUCAAAUUAAUAGUAUUUUAUUGAUUUUUUUUCUAAUCAUAUCUAAAUUGUUUCCAUGAAGUGAUCUUUUACAUUCAUAAUUUUAGGAAUAGAUAAGUAAAAAUAAUUGCCAAAUUGUCUACUGUCACACUGUCAAAAUGUUACCGAAACUAGAAAAGUUUGAACUAACUGUAUUGUUUUCAUGGGAAAUGUGUUUCGCACUGUUUUCCAAAAACUUCACUGCCACAAACUAAGUUAAAACUAUUCAUACAUUUUUCAUUGUUUCCUUCAAAAUAUUUUUUCCAUUAGAAAAUUAUAGAAAAAAAAUUGAAAGAUGUAGAGAAAAUUUCUUUACACAAAAUAAUUCAAUUUCACGAUCACGUUUUCGGUUAUGGAUAAAGUAAAAAACGAAACACUGCAAAACUUUCAUACGUACAAACGUACAAUUUGCUCGCUCUUGCAUUUAGCACUUACUGUAAUGAACAAUCGAUGAGAAAGCUGAGAAUAUAUUUUGUCUUACCGCGCACCGCGUUACCGAACUACGACGGCUAAUUGGAGGUGGUGACCGAAAUACAAAACUGUUCAAAUGAAGCAGUGUAACGUCACGAGAAAAAUAAACGGAAUCAAAACAUAGCAAAAGGAUACACAGGAAGUAACUAUGGAAAUAAGAUAGAUGAGAAUACAGUAUAACCAGCAUAACAUAAACAAUUUCGAACUUAGUACAGAUGGUAGAAACAAGUGCACCGUACUAAAAACGACAAACAGCAGCGAAAUCUCUCAUUAAACACACACACACACACAAAGAAACAGAUGUACACUAAAUGUGUAAUACUUUAGGCCUUUUGGUGCACGAUCCGUUACUGCUGAUACGUUUAUGUUUGAACGUUUCGUUGUUAAAAAUGUAUCCCAUUUUGCAAGGACGAGCAUUGAAAAAUUUCUUAAAUGCAAAACAAACCAAAAAAACACACACAACAUCACUUCCACUUUCUCGACUGUUCACUGUUUCUCUUUCUCUGUUUCUUUUCAUUUUCCCUUCAUCACUUUUUCUCACUCUUGAGUCAAUGCUUCAACAUUCGAAUUGAUCCUUUUUUCUCCCACUUGUAAAAUAGCUAUUACCAGCUAAAAGCGUGUUAUCGUAUUUGUUUUGUUAAUUUCUACAAUUAUAUUAAUCGUACAUAAGUGUAAUGUAAACUAGUGUAGUGUAGGUAUAAAUAUUGUACGCACAUUCCUGCUUCAGGAAUCGUUUCUGUGCACUGUCAAAACUAUAAAAAACGAAUGAUAAUACCGAGCUGUAACAGCGUGUGUGUGUGAACGAGUGAAGGAAUGCAUGCGCAACUGGAUCGAAUGCAAAUGAAUUAGUGUGACCGGGGGAGUGGGAAAAAAGAAACCAAAAUGAAUGUUUGAAUGUUUUCUUAUGCGAAAUGUUAUAUAGAGCAAUUUAGAAAACAGUAUACAUCCAACGUAAAGGCUAAAUUUAAUUAACCGAUGAACCGAUCAUUAAGCGAUAAGCAAAAACGGCCCCAAAAUACGACUAACGAAGUGAGAAAUGGAGAAAGAGAAAUAUGUGAAAAGUGAACGAAAAGUCAGGAAAACGUUGUACGAGACACUAAAAAAGGAAAAACGGUAAACACUACACACUACGACAAUGCAGUCUAACUAAUAUAACCCAACCAAACACAGGAAGUCGAUGAAAGCGGCAACCGAAUCGAUAACUUUCGUGCACUAUUUGUAAAACCACAAGACAGAAGAACAAAAAGCAAACAAGUGAAAAGGAUAAUUUAAAAAAGGAAAAAAACAAAAAUGAAACGUACUAGCAUUGCAACAACAAGCAAAUCCAGAACAGUCCAUUGGAAGAAGCUUCCAGCUCGGAUCUCCUGUGUAAAUGUAUAUGUGUAUGUGUGUCAUUAAUUUGUCUAAGCCUUAUCUUGUCUUAAGAUUUGGAGUGGCACAACUUUUACACAAAGCAACACCAUGGGAAAGGAAGAGAUCCUGUGUACGAAGUAAUAGUUUGCAAAACAGCAAAAAAAAACGCUCAAUUGAAUGGAACACACAUUCGCAGCAAAUGCACAUUUAAACCAAAGCAAAAACCCGAUAUUAUGUAAUUGAAAGAUUUGAAGGUGCGUAGAUAAGAUGCACAACAACAACAAAAGAAAUAGAAAAAAGAAGAUCCUUACUAGUCGAUACAAGAGUAAAUAAGUAAAAAACAAAAAAAGCAAAAUGAAAUGAUAAAACACAAAACACAGAACAGAAAACAUAACAAAGCUCCAACUGUUGGAAUUUGUUUAGGUGUAAAUAUAGGUACUUGGUAAGUGGGUGGUUCAAGUCAACCAAA
Messenger RNA from Anopheles funestus (African malaria mosquito), 8667 nucleotides. RefSeq lists its product as uncharacterized. Bases 1248 to 4856 code for a protein of 1202 amino acids. The transcript is spliced from 16 exons. Gene Ontology annotation, molecular function: protein binding. Gene Ontology annotation, cellular component: plasma membrane. NCBI's taxonomy places the organism in Eukaryota, Metazoa, Arthropoda, Insecta, Diptera, Culicidae. The record is from RefSeq and is a predicted model, not a curated record.